AUGAAAAGCCAAAGGAACAUCUCCGAAUUCAUACUUCUAGGACUUUCGUAUGACAAGAGCAUACAAAUAUUUAGCUUUGUGUUCUUUUUAUUCUGUUAUGUUGCCCUGUUGGCAGGAAACCUUCUGAUCCUUGUCUCCAUUCGAUGCAGUCCGCUUUUGCACCAACCCAUGUACUACUUCCUCAGCCACUUAUCCUUCAUAGACAUUUGCUACACCUCAACGGUUACACCCAAGUUAAUUACUGACCUGUUAGUGGAAAAAAAAACCAUCUCCUAUGGUAAUUGCAUGUUACAGGUCUUAACAAUGCAUUUCUUUGGCGGUACUGAAAUCUUCAUUCUUACUGCCAUGGCCUUUGAUCGCUAUGCUGCCAUCUGCAAACCUCUUCACUAUGUGAUUAUCAUGAACAGGAAAAGAUGCCACCUCCUAGUCUUAGCUGCUUGGGCUGGUGGGGCCAUCCAUGCCUUACCUCUGUUUUCUACUACAAUUGGUUUGCCCUUCUGUGGUCCUAAUGUAAUCGAUCACUACUUCUGUGAUAUUUUUCCUUUGCUAAAGGUGGCCUGUACUGAUACCUACAUCACUGGUGUCCUUGUGAUUGCCUUUUCAGGUAUGGUUUCCUUAGUAACCUUUGUUGUCUUAUUUGUUUCUUAUGGGAUAAUAUUGUUCACUUUAAGAAAUCUCUCAGCUGAGGGAAGACGCAAAGCCCUCUCCACCUGUUGGUCUCAUGUCACUGUGGUCAUCUUAUUUUUUGGGCCUGUAAUCUUUAUCUACCUUAGGCCACCUACUACUUUUCCUGAGGACAAAAUAUUUGCUCUAUUUUACACCAUCAUUGCUCCUAUGUUCAAUCCAUUAAUCUACACUCUGAGAAAUUCAGAGAUGAAAAAAGCCAUGAGAAAGGUUUGGUGCCCGUCAUUAUUUUCAAAGGAAGCACAGAGUUAA
This is a messenger RNA of Neogale vison (American mink), 936 nucleotides long. RefSeq names its product olfactory receptor 4P4-like. The coding region runs from base 1 to 936 and encodes 311 amino acids. Gene Ontology annotation, biological process: G protein-coupled receptor signaling pathway. The record is from RefSeq and is a predicted model, not a curated record. NCBI's taxonomy places the organism in Eukaryota, Metazoa, Chordata, Mammalia, Carnivora, Mustelidae. Gene Ontology annotation, molecular function: G protein-coupled receptor activity; olfactory receptor activity. Gene Ontology annotation, cellular component: membrane. The transcript has a single exon.